AUGGCUCAGAUUAACUUCGAGGGAUUAAGAGAGCUACACGACUGCGCAAACUAUCUCCUUGACCACUGUCCAAAAACAAGAGAAUCUCUGUCUCAACAAGGACAAGAGAAGUGGACAGAACAAGUUUCAGAAGCUUCAUUGAGAAUGUUAGACAUCUGUAGCGCAUCUAAAGAUGUGAUGACGCUAGUGAAGCACAGCUUGCACGAUCUACAACUUACUCUACGUGGAAACGAGUCAACAGAUGUGAACGAGAAGAUCGCAGCGUAUAAUCAAUACAAGAACAGGCUCAAGAAGGAGAUAAUGAAAUGCUUAAACUGUCUAAAGAGCAUGAAGGGAAACGGAGGAGGAAGGGACGUUAUGCCGAUAGAGCUUAACCUUUUGUUUGUAACGGAGGUUUUGGAGGAAGUGAGAAGAGCUGUUGUGACGAUGGUUGAGUCUUUGUUCUCUCUUGGUUGUAUUCCUUGGCUAGAGAAGAGAUCGAGCAAAGGGACUUUGUCUUCGAUCUUUACUACUCGAUCUUCGUGUUGGUUAGAGGAUAUAUGGGACGAGACGGCGGUUCAGAGCGCAGCCACGAGGUUGGAAGCGGCGGAGAUUGCUGUGGAGGAGCUUGAGAUAGAGUUGGAGUCUAUUUUCAGAAGAUUGAUUCAUACGAGAGUUUCACUUCUUAAUAUUAAUACCAGCUAGAUUUAUACAUGUCCAGUUAGGUUUUGUUUCUGGACAUGUUUAAUAGACAUUAAAAUUAAUUUCUACUUUAUUACAUGUUUGAAUCAUUAUAUUCAUUUUUUUUAACCUGUUUCUAAACCAGUAAGGGACUUAAUGUUGAUCAAGACUUAAUUAAACGGUUUUUUUCUCUAA
Eruca vesicaria subsp. sativa (arugula) is the source of this 855-nucleotide messenger RNA. NCBI's taxonomy places the organism in Eukaryota, Viridiplantae, Streptophyta, Magnoliopsida, Brassicales, Brassicaceae. The record is from the annotation of a GenBank genome assembly.